Messenger RNA from Gossypium raimondii (Peruvian cotton), 1912 nucleotides. RefSeq names its product heat stress transcription factor A-1b. Gene Ontology annotation, molecular function: DNA-binding transcription factor activity; RNA polymerase II cis-regulatory region sequence-specific DNA binding. Bases 404 to 1702 code for a protein of 432 amino acids. The record is from RefSeq and is a predicted model, not a curated record. Gene Ontology annotation, cellular component: nucleus. NCBI's taxonomy places the organism in Eukaryota, Viridiplantae, Streptophyta, Magnoliopsida, Malvales, Malvaceae. Gene Ontology annotation, biological process: regulation of transcription by RNA polymerase II. The transcript is spliced from 2 exons.
GAUAGUGAAACAGCUCGAAAUUUAUUUUUUAGAAAUUUUGUUAACAAAAAUGAAGAAUUUGUUGUUUGAUAUAACCUAUAGUAUUAAUUAUAGAAAUCGACCUGUCCUCACCUUGUUCUCCUGAUAUAAAUUUGCACCGUCUCCAUCCCUCAUCCUCUCUUUGGUUUUCAUUUUCGUCACCAUCCAAACAAUCAAAUCAAAGGCACCUAAAAUCCUUUCCUUCCCCUUUACUCUCUUCUUCUCUCCCCCAUUUCCUCACCUACUUUUACCUUCUCUUCUUCUUCCUUUGUGUUUACACAAUCUAAGCUACCCCCAUGGCAACUCCCCUCCCUAUCUGAUCCUGUGACCAGUUUUUUCCAAUACCCUCUUUCUCCUUCUCUCUUUUUUCAUUAUUAAAACCCUAAUGGAGACUCUUCAUGGUUCGGUACCAGCCGCGUGUGCGGACACCGCAGCCAACGGCAACACGGUGACGCCUUUUUUGAGCAAAACCUUCGACGUGGUGGACGAUCCGUCCACCGAUUCGGUCGUAUCGUGGAGUAGUGAUAACAACAGCUUCGUUGUCUGGAAAGUGCCCGAGUUUGCGAGGGACCUUUUGCCCAUGUAUUUUAAGCACAAUAACUUCUCCAGUUUUGUCAGACAACUUAAUACUUAUGGUUUUAAGAAAGUUGACCCUGAUCGUUGGGAAUUUGCUAAUGAGGGAUUCCUAAGAGGUCAGAAACAUGCCUUGAAAGCUAUCAGCAGGCGGAAGCCUGCUAAUGUCCAUUGUAAUCAGCAACAGAACUCAUCCAUUGGAGCUUGCGUUGAUGUAGGGAAGUUUGGGCUUCAAGAGGAGGUUGAAGGGCUUAAGAGAGACAAGAAUGUUCUCAUGCAGGAACUUGUUAGGGUGAGGCAGCAGCAGCAAGCCACGGACAACCAGUUGCAAGCUUAUGGCCAGCGUGUACAGAUGAUGGAGCAGAGACAGCAGCAAAUGAUGUCUUUUCUUGCUAAGGUCAUGCAAACUCCAGGUUUCUUAAACCAGCUUUUACAGCAGCAAAAUGAAUGCAACAGGCAACUGACUGGAGCAAACAAGAAGAGGAGACUCCAUAGGCAGGAUGAAGAAAAUUUAACUGGUGAAAAUGGUGCCGUAUCUCCAAAUGGUCAGACUGUAAAGUUCCAGCCUUUACUCAAUGAGCACCAGAUGAUGGAGGUGAACACAUCACCGAGGAGGGAACAUGGCGCUCCUCCUUCCAGUGCAUUACACAGCAGUAGCUCCUCCAGCGAGAUUGCGGAAGUGAUUCUUUCAGAAGUCUCACCAGCUUCUUGGCAGUCAUAUCUGCAAGCAGAAUCAGGGGUUCCCGACUCUAGUCUGUCAACAGCUGCUGCUCAAUUAACAACUGAGACAAGUGUGCAUAAAUCACUGAAAGAUGCAAUUUUCGGUAGCGUUCCUCAAAUGCUAGGAUUUGUACCUGAUAAUAUUGUUGGGCCUGAGAGCAGGAAUGCCGAAUAUCUUGAUCCAAUGUCAGUCGUAUCGAAUGCUACAAUGCCCACAGAAGCUGACGAGUCUUGUGCAGGUCAAGAUAUGGAGAUCAUGCUUGAUGGAAGCCCUAAACUUCCAGCAAUUAACGACACUUUUUGGGAACAUUUUCUUACAGGAAGUCCACUCACUGGGGACACAGAUGAGAUAAACUCGAGUUCCCUCGAAAAUGGUGCAUACGGUGGAUAGGAUGCAGUUUUAAGGGAGGAGAGUGGAUGGGAUGAAUCAUCUUUGCUGACAAAUAGGCCUUCUUUACAUCACAUUAGCAGGAAGGGGUGAUGUCCUACAAGUUGUAUACACAAAUACAUGUUUGUUUUUCUUGCUUUUAUGAGGUAAAACUUGUUACUGCCUAUGGUUUUAGAAGGCUUAAUAUUAUAUUCAAAUUUUGUAUUGGUAUCA